AGUGAUAAGAUUUAAUAACAACAACAACAAGGCAUACACGAAAAGAUGUCAAUAGACUGAAAACAAAGAGAGAACAUGUUGAGAAUUAUAAGCGUGUGCCUGAUAUUUGUACUCGUGCUGCCGCAAUUAAAUGCGAAAAAGGUGCGAAUCGAUGAGUUGACCAAGGGCUGGUCCCUGAAGGAGGCCAAUUCCACAAUCCAAUUUAGCGUGGCCAAAAUACCAUCCGGCGUCUAUACGGCUCUCGCGGAGGAGCACGGAGAUCUGCUGGACGCGGGCAACGAUAUCAACCUGCGCUGGAUUGCCAACAGGACGUGGAUCUACAGCACCGAUUUUGAAAUAGCUGACGAAUUGGGUCUGGACAGCUUGGUGAAUCUGACCUUCCAUGGCAUCGAUACGAUCGCCAAGAUCUGGUUGAAUGGCGAACUCUUGGGUGAGACCGACAACAUGUUCGUCCGGUACUCCUAUGCGGUCGGCCAUUUGGUGCGCUUCAGUCCACUUAAGAAUCAGCUCGAGGUGGAGAUACUCUCGCCCCUGGAGGAGGCGAAUGCGCGUGCCCAGCAGCUGGAGGCGAAGGGCAACAGCGCUCCGCCCAGCUGCCCCUCAUCACGCGGCGAUGUUGUCUGUCAUCACAACAUGUUGCGCAAGAUGCAGAUGAGCUUCGGCGGCGAAUGGAAUCCUGUGGCACUGUCAUCCGGCCUCUGGAAGCCAGUUACCCUGGAAUACUAUACGGCCGCGAUACUACGAGAUGUAGACGUGGCCAUCAAUCGCAAUGAUACCCAUUGGACAAUGGACUGUCGUGCCUUUCUCAACACACCCGACUCGGAGAGUUUCUAUGCGCAGCUUGUGGUCUAUGCCAGCGAACUAUUGGAUGAGCCGUUUGUCGUGGAGCAAAAGCAGCUGAGCCAUGCCUCAGCCACGCUGGAGUUUCAGGUGCACAUACCCAAAGCGCGAGUCAAGCUCUGGUGGCCAAAUGGAUAUGGGGCACAGCAGCUGUAUCCCGUGCUCUUCAGCCUGAAGAGCUAUCGCAACGAGACGGGGCCCGAGUUGAGCUCGCGCACGGAUUCGCAGAAGCUGCUGCACAUUGGCUUUCGCACCAUCGAGCUGGUGGAGGACAAGGAUGAGCGUGGUCGAACCUUUUAUUUCCGUGUCAACGGACAUCCGAUCUUCAUGAAGGGCGCCAACUAUGUGCCGGCUCACACCUUGCCCGAGUUGUCUGCGGAUUCGGACACGAUUAAACAUCUGUUGAAGUCCGCCCAGAGAGCCAACAUGAAUAUGAUUCGGGUCUGGGGCGGCGGGCUCUAUGAGUCGGACACCUUCUACAGCCUGGCGGACUCUUAUGGCCUGCUGGUGUGGCAGGACAUGACCUUCACGAAGGCCACCUAUCCCAUUGAUGAGGAGCGCAUGGCCUCCAUGCGUCUGGAGGCGGUGCAGAACGCCCAACGACUCGCCUAUCAUGCCAGCCUGGCCCUGAUUGUGACCAACAACGAGAUCGAGUUGUAUCUGGUGAAGAAUCGCACGGACUUUGGCACGGAUGCCAAGCGCCUGGAGGACGAAUAUAAGCUGCUCUUUGUGGGCAAUCUGUGUGCGGAGCUAAACAUAAUCUCUCGGAAUGACUUUAGCCCGCGUCCAGGUCCCAUGAUUUCCACGCCCUCCCUGGGCAUAACAGAGUCCGGCAAAGAGCUGGCCAAGGAUCCACAGAGUCCGGACUUUGGCGACGUUCACAUCUACGAGGACGAAAGGGACGCCCUCUCGCAGAGCAGCUACCCGCAGGCUCGUUUCAUCUCCGAGUUCGGCUCUAGCAGUCUGCCCAUGCGCUCCUCCUGGCUGCGUCUGCUGGGCACUGACACGAGCGAGGAGUCCCUGGCGGCACUUAUACGCCAGCGCCAGCAUAAUUCCAAGGGCUUUAUACCUCUAUUACGGCAAAUAGCCUACCAGCUGCCGUUUACGCUGCAGAACUGGGAGGACAACAUCGACGAGUUCAUCUACUUCAGCCAGGUAUCGCAGGCCAUGUCCACCAAAAUGGCCAUUGAUUUGUUCCGGAGCCGGCGUGGAUAUUACCAGACCAUGGGCGCACUCAUCUGGCAGCUGAACGACGUGUGGGUGGCGCCCACCUGGUCCUGCAUCGAUUUCCAUGGCAACUACAAGCUGGUCUACUACUGGGCCAGGGAUUUCCUGGCGCCCAUCAAUAUCAUUGCGCUCUACAACGAAUCCAACGAUCAGCUCAAUAUAACUGUCACGCGCGAGGACUAUAUGGAAACUGCCGAUAUGCAGCUCUAUAACAUAUUCAUCAAAACGUUUCUAUGGAAUGAUAUCUUCUCCAAGAAAGUCAUCGCGAGAGCCAUUGGCCUGCGCGAAAGUUCCAUAGACCAGCUGAACAUACCCCUGGACUCCGUCUUGUACGAGGCGCAUGCCAAGCAGGAAAUCUUUCUGGAAAUUCUUCUAAAGGAUCAAGAUGAUCAGGUUGUUGCACAAAACUAUUUCUAUCCCGUGCCCAUUAAGCACAUUGUUGGCAUGAAGGAUCCCGAACUCAGGCUCGAGGUGGUGGGCAUCGACUGCAGCACCACAUCCUCGCCCUAUGCCAAUAGCUUCAGUGUCCGGAUUACGAUUAAGUAUCCCGCUCUGUUUGUCUACUUGGAGCUGACGGAUCCGGAGUAUGCCAAUCAAAGGCACACCUUCUCCAUGAAUGGCUUCACCCAGACUGUGCCGCGGCAAAAUGUCUACUUGGAGUUCGAAAACGAUUCGACUUGCCUCAAACUCACAUCCGAGCAUAUCGGCGUAAAGACCAUGAAUCAGUAUAUGCUUUGAGUUAAUAAAUGACAAAAUACAUAU
Drosophila novamexicana is the source of this 2829-nucleotide messenger RNA. Its product is annotated as beta-mannosidase-like. Lineage: Eukaryota; Metazoa; Arthropoda; Insecta; Diptera; Drosophilidae. The coding region runs from base 76 to 2805 and encodes 909 amino acids. Gene Ontology annotation, biological process: glycoprotein catabolic process. Gene Ontology annotation, molecular function: beta-mannosidase activity. The record is from RefSeq and is a predicted model, not a curated record. The transcript is spliced from 10 exons.